Seriola aureovittata is the source of this 3050-nucleotide messenger RNA. RefSeq names its product mid1-interacting protein 1-B-like. The transcript is spliced from 2 exons. Gene Ontology annotation, cellular component: cytosol. Gene Ontology annotation, biological process: regulation of lipid biosynthetic process. The record is from RefSeq and is a predicted model, not a curated record. NCBI's taxonomy places the organism in Eukaryota, Metazoa, Chordata, Actinopteri, Carangiformes, Carangidae. Bases 812 to 1285 code for a protein of 157 amino acids.
GACACACUCAGCUACAGGCGGUUUGUUUCCUCCCGUUAUUCUAACAGUUGUUCGGUUGCCGUUUCCUCGAAUUUAAAUUCUAAACAACACAGUGGAUCCUGGUUCCGUUAUCGGACGCGGUCAGACUUCGACACAACACCGGUGCGCAGAGAAAUUUUGAUCUUCCACUCGAAAAUUACCAGACACCGAUACAGUAAGGUCUGAUGUGUGAGUGAACGUGUCUGUGUUUAACGGAAGAGGUGGAUGUCGGGAGAUUAACGGAAAACCUGGACAUGUCCGAUAAUGGGUGCAGUCCGGCAGCGUUAGCUUGCAGGCUGCUUUAGCGCUAAUUAGCGGCAGCUCGUGGUGGAUUCUCAAUCCAGACACAUUAACGUUCAUCUCCUCACUUUAACGAGCCAAGUGUUUGUCACCCGGUGAUGUAAUAACUGUAAUCACCAACUGGAAUAUACCGUUAGUUCGUUUGCUAAUUGUGUUAGCCGCUGAUGCUGGAGACUUCCUGGUUUCUCAGUCUGCCUUUACUUCUUGGACUGUACAGCAUGUUUCCUGUCUGAGCUCCGGGUGAAACGGGCGGCAGGAGAAGCUCUCCAUCCCCGGCAGUGACACCAGGCUUUCAGGGUGAAACCACAGACUCUUUCACCAGGAAACUGAUCCAUGUUGGAGUGGUGAGUGUCUGUGCAACCUGGUCCAGCUCUCGGGGGUCAGGAGCUAGUUAAGACUUGACCCGGGAUCUGGCUGCGGCCUCAUAAUAAUCCUCUAAAGAGCUUAAGCGGGCUAAGUUCGUCCCUGGACUGUGACAGGUGGCGUGAUCACCAUGAUGCAGAUAUCUGACUCCUACAACCAGAAGAACUCGCUCUUCAACGCCAUGAACCGCUUCAUUGGCGCCGUCAACAACAUGGACCAGACGGUGAUGGUGCCCAGUCUGCUGCGGGACGUCCCGCUGGACGAGAACGGGGACGUGAAGGCACCGAGGCCCGCCAACGACACCACACCCGCCGCCGCCGCCCACUGCACCACCUGCUUCCACCAGGACGCCGACAUGUACAGCUCCUACGUCCUGCUCAAGUCCAUCCGCAACGACAUCGAGUGGGGCGUCCUGCAGGGGGACGGGCGGGGGAGGGACAGGGCGGGUGUGACGGAGGUGUCGCGGGUGGAGGCGGAGGAGGAUGACCUGGAGAAACAGUUUCGUUACCACCUGAACGGACUCCACACGGUUCUGUCCAAACUGACGCACAAGGCCAACAUGCUGACGAACCGCUACAAGGAGGAGAUCGGCUGCGGAAAUUAACCACGGACGGAUUCAUUUAUACAAGUUCUACAACCACACAGGUGUUUUUAACACGGUUCAGCUCGUUAGUUAAUUAGUCAGACACUAUUAAAUUCCUGCUUCAGUGUUAUGGGGAACAAACUUCACUUCAUCAUUUCCAAUUCAGAGUUCAAGGUUCAUUAGUGAACUUGAAGUGAUGCUGAAACACCACAAAAAAACUAAUCAUUUCCAUUAAUGAAACCUGAGCAUCUACUUCCUGUUUCAACACAUCAACCUGUCUUGAUGUCACUGAUCCCCCAGACACAUGCAGUUAAAUGAGGUCAUGGGUCAUUUUGACCUGUUAUAUUCUCACGUUUUAGAUUUUUUAGAGAGAAAAAUAGUUGUUAGUUUGAAGAGCCAGUGUCUGACCCUGCUACAGGUUGUACGCUGGAUUUCAGCAGUCGAGUUCAGACCAGGUCUGAUCCCCGGGGGGACGCCACAGGAUUCUGCUGCUUCAGUUUGGACCACUCUUGUUUUAAUGUGUCUGUUUAUGGACGUGGCACAUUACAUCACUUCCUGAAGUGCCACUUCAAAUGUUAGAAAAUCUGAAUUCUCUUUAUCACCGUUUGUCAUGUGGGGUUGACUUCCUGACACUGAUAAGCAGCCGAUUACCAAAUAUUCAAUGUCAAAGUGUCCUUGAACGCACCUCCAAGGAGUUUUCUGAUCCGUUAGUUUCAGCUGCUUCACCAGACUGAUUCAAAACCAAACACUGAUUUUACUGGAUGAUCUCUGCAGCAAGUUUCAACUUAAUUAACAACAACAUUGAAAUGAUUUUUAGAGUUGAUGAACUAACAUUUGUAAAAACACCAGUGUGGUUUGUAAAAAAAAAAAAAAAAAAAAAAAAAAAAAAAAGGGACUGCAGCUGUUGAUUGGACAAAAAACUGGAGAAAUAAGAACCUGAUAUUUUCUCUGGUUGUUUGUCCGACUGUAGUUGUUGAAGACACACAGUGGGUGAUUGGCUUUUUGUCUUGGGGCUGUUUGCACUAUGUUUUCAGGGUUAUUGUUUAUCUGUCUUUGUUUGUCCUCUCUCUCUGGACGUCCUUCAUUUCAUGCUGUAAAUUCAAAUCUAUGCAAACGCACCGAGGGCAACGUGCUCGGCGGGAAACCUCUGCAGAGUGGAACCUGCUCUGUGACGAGACUGAAGAGGAAGCGGCUUCGUUAAUAUUUGUUCUUGACUGCACACGCACAAACUGAAGAGAAGUCCUUUAUUUUCAAAAUAAAACUCCCUGACCUGCUUCAAAUGUUCAUCUUAAAUGCAGCUGACAAACUUUAGACACAUGAUGACACUUCAUUGAUCUCUAACCAAUACGAUUCCAGUGCAAAAUGAUCAAUACUAAAGUCGAUAUAUUGCUGGAGUAUGACACCAGCCAAUCACAGGUGUAUUUUGGCCAUUGAGUUUACUUGUUUACAGAGAUUUCGGAGCGAAUCUUAAUUGGACGUUAAAGUGUCUGUCAGGCUGCAACUCAUUCAAAACCUCCGCUGGAUUUUCCUGAAUUUAUUUUCUUGCAUCAAAACAUGAACAACGUGAUUAUUGACAGAUGUUGUUUCUGUUGCGAUGAAGACGAACCAGAGUUUAACGAAACCGUCUUUAAAGGAUCCGAAGGUUUGAAGCAGCAGCUCAGUCACUGUGCUUCAUUUCUGGAGCUGCGUAAAAAUACUGUAUGUGAAAAUAUUAAUGCAAUAUUCCACAGAGCAAUGCUUUUUUCCAUUUAAUGUCCAGCUUGAAAAUUAAAGGUUUUGAUGAGUA